This is a messenger RNA of Lycium barbarum (goji berry), 2048 nucleotides long. RefSeq lists its product as uncharacterized. The record is from RefSeq and is a predicted model, not a curated record. The coding region runs from base 1113 to 1613 and encodes 166 amino acids. The transcript has 5 exons. Lineage: Eukaryota; Viridiplantae; Streptophyta; Magnoliopsida; Solanales; Solanaceae.
AGCCAAGUGGGUCCCACCAAAUGUAUUAUCUCCUCAUACGCCACCCUUUUUUUUGUUGAGAAUACCCAAUUUGUAUACAAAAUUGCCCGUGUGGGUCCACCGCCAACGCCUUUCGCCGUCCACAAUUACCCAAUCACAGCAAACCUAACAAAACACACAAUUCUCCCAUCAACAACUUCGCCGGCAACCGGUUACCGGCGAGGCCGUACCUUCUCCUGUAGAUCUAGAUUCUAGAAACUUCGUAAAAAUUAUCAAUUUUCAAAAUCUCCUAGUCUAGAGAUUCUAGAACAACAUAACCAGUGUAAUCUUCGUGAAAAUUAUCAUUCUGCAAAUCUCUGAGUCUAGAGAUUCUAGAACAAUAACAACAACAUAUCCAGUGUAAGCUUCGUAAAAAUUAUCAAUUUGCGAAUCUCUGAGUCUAGAUUCUAGAACAACAACAGCAUAUCCAGUGUAAAACUUCGUGAAAAUUAUCAAUUUAUCAAUCUCCGAGUCUAGAUUCUAGAAGCUUCGUUGAAAAUUAUCAAUUUGCUAAAUCUCCGAGUCUAGAGAUUCUAGAAGCUUCCUGUAAAUUAUCAAUCUCCGAGUCUAGAUUAGAGAAGUUUCUUGUAAAUUAUCAAUAUCCGGUCCGUCUAAAUUCUAGAAGCUUCCUGUAAAUUAUCAAUCUCCGAGCCUAGAUUAGAAGCUUCGAGAAAAUUGUCUAUCUCCGAGUCUAGAUUAGAAGCUUCGUGAAAAUUAUCGAUCUCCGGUCCGUCUAAAUUCUAGAAGCUUCCUGUGAAUUAGCAAUCUCCGAGCCUAGAUUAGAAGCCUCGUGAAAAUUAUCAAUCUCCGAGUCUAGAUUAGAAGCUUCGUGAAAAUUAUCGAUCUCCGGUCCGUCUAAAUUCUAGAAGCUUCCUGUGAAUUAGCAAUCUCCGAGCCUAGAUUAGAAGCCUCGUGAAAAUUAUCAAUCUCCAAGCCUAGAUUAGAAGCUUCGAGAAAAUUAUCUAUCUACGAGUCUAGAUUCUAGAAGCUUCGUGAAAAUUAUCAAUCUCCGAGCCUAGAUUAGAAGCUUCGAGAAAAUUACUAUCAAUCUCCGAGUUUAGAUUCUAGAAAGUUCGUGAAAAUUAUCUUAUCAAAUGAACGAAGUGCUUACAGCAUCCGAUGCAUCUUCAAGUGCGCGGUCAUAUUCAUCGGCAAUUUCACCUGCAAAUGUACCUCUCAUUUCAGCAUUCCUUGCUUGUGGUAUUGCUCAAUUUCUCAAGCUCUUCACUACCUGGUAUAAGGAGAAGAGAUGGGAUUCAAAAAGGAUGCUUAGCUCUGGUGGAAUGCCAUCAUCACAUUCAGCAACUGUUACUGCACUGGUAACAGCAAUUUAUUUACAAGAAGGUGCUGGAGGAUCCGCUUUUGCGAUUGCUGUGGUUUUGGCAUGUGUUGUAAUGUAUGAUGCUACUGGUGUUAGGCUUCAUGCUGGUCGCCAAGCUGAGUUGUUGAAUCAGAUAGUGUGUGAAUUGCCUCCUGAGCAUCCUGUGGCCAAUGUUAGACCUCUGCGAGAUUCGCUUGGUCACACUCCCCUUCAGGUUCUUGCUGGUGCGGUGCUGGGAUGUGUAGUGCCAUAUUUGCUGAGAAGUUCAAUCUAGAGUUUAACUUUAUCAUCUCCCUUCAAAUACUCAGUAAAUAUUGAAACGUUCCCAACCUAUUAAAGCUGGAAUCGACAUCACUACCAAGCCACACCAGAUAACCAGGGAGAAUUUCAUGUGAAUUUAUCCUUUCUUCACCUUGUUGGCAAAGAGGAAAAGAAGAUGGAAAAGUGGGGUGAUGGGAAAUGGUGUGUACUGUUCGUGACUUUGACUCAGUUAAUCACCUGUACUUGUUUGUUUUAUAUUCAACUUGCAACUUGCAAGCCAUUUUUUUCUAAUUGCUGAAUAGCUGGGUUACUUAGGGAUCAAUCAUCAAAAUUAUCUUUGACACAAAAACGACAGUACUGUCGGUAUAUGUCACAACUUUCAUUUGUCUGCGUGUGGAUAUUUUCUAUUCAGAUCUUUAGAUGUUAAGAAGGGCACGUUUCAAAUUCA